AAAAAGCUGCGAAAAGUGUUUUUCAGGAAUGGCUUACUUAAUGUUAAGUGCUUGCAUUUAGUAUUUAGCACAUAAUUUUUUGGAGAGUUAUUUAAGCUGAAUACAUGUUUGCAUGUCAAUCAGUUUCAAUUUUGAGAUACUGUAGUAAGUGCGGCAGUAAAGUUAAAACAUUUAACGAGAAUGUGUGAAAUGUUGGAUUAUAAUAAACGAGUGAUGAAGUGAUAUGUGAUAGGCUAGAACUGUCGUUCGUGACAUACAUAUUAUCCUUGUGCUUGUUUACAUGCGAAUAUGUUGAUCUUUUGUGAAAAAAUCUAGACUAUAUUUUGGUAUUGUAUCAGAAGUAACUGGUGUUGCAUGCACGCGAGUGUAAGAUCAGGUUUUCAUAUUCUACUGGUUGAAUGAAAAAAGAUGGAUUAGUUACCAGUAAAAGAGACUCGUGAAUGAUGUAGCUAACACCGCAAUCAUACUAAUGAGAGGGCCCUGGAGCGCGCAAGCUGGUUCGUUAAUGAACACCUCGGACAAAACAUGAGCGCAUUGUGUCCGCACAAACGUCCAGGGCGAACAAUACGCACUGAGCUAGCCAUACUGCUACUGGUGUGCACGAUUGCAGUCAAAUCAGAUGCCAUGAUUCCACAUUUUACUACUGAACCAGUCUCUGCGGUGGUUUCCCAGAAUUCCAACAUCACUCUCUCUUGUGCUGUGUUUCCGGCGUCCGCAGAAAUACGAUGGAUGGUUGAUAAUCGGCUUCUCCAGGAGAGUAAUCCGUACGGUUUCCGGCCAGUCGAAGGGCAAUUAUGGAUUCCCUCGAUUCCGGAUGAAUAUCGAGAACUGAUGUUUCAGUGUGUGGCCGAUACUCCAUGGGGAACGAUUCUUAGUAGACGAGCAAAUAUAUCCCUAGCAGUAUUACACAAAUUUGAAGAACGAAAAGACCUCCAUUUAAAUGUUUCCGUUGGUUCGAACGUGAUGUUGCCAUGCCAACCACCAGGGAGUCGACCGCCUGCCACGAUUAUGUUCCGAUACAACCAGUCUAAAAUCAUCAAUUCUGACACAGAUCGCUUCAAAAUUCUACCGUCGGGUAACCUCCAGAUUCUACGGGUAACCACUAGCGACCAGGGGCAGUACCAAUGUAUGGCAGAAAACAAAAUGCGGGGCCGGGUACGGGCCGCAAAACACACAAUACAGCUACAUGUGGUCAACACAGAAGUUCCGAACCAAGAACCAGCAGUUAUAAUGCCACGUACGGAGUUCCAAGCUACGGUCAGAGACAAUGUCAUUCUAGAAUGUUCCGCCAUCGGAAAUCCACAACCUGUCAUCACCUGGGAGAAAUAUGGCGGCAUUCUGUUACCCGGGCGGUACCGACAAAUAUAUGGUAACUUGUACUUGGACAACGUGACGGUCGAGGAUGAGGGGACAUACAUGUGCAAGGCCAACAACGGCCUCAACGCUCUACAGCCGGACGGUCUCAAAGUUCUCAUGCUCAAUGUCUCAGAGCCUCCAAGUAUCGUAGUAAAGGAGCGAGAGGUCAACGUUAGCCUGGGCGGGCGUAUAAAGCUCGUGUGUGCGGUGUCUGGUAGACCUGAGCCCGUUGUAACUUGGUACCACAAUGGCAACUUUCUUCGAGAUUUCGCUGGACGAAACCGGUUGUAUAUUGCCCAUGCAGAGGCGCGUCACAAGGGCCUCUACCAGUGUUUUGCCGAGAACAGGGUGGGGCUCACACAUGCAGAGCUGCUCGUUAACGUGGAUAUAACACAGAGAGAUACUGCCUCAAUAUCUGAUUCUUACCAAAACGUCACUAAGACGCUGGACAACUUGAUUGAGGCUAACCAGACUUCUGCGGGCCAGAAGUCAAAGCCGAAAAACAGAAGACACAAAAAACGCAAACACAGACGGAAGAAGACUAAACGGCGUAAGGGAGAGAACACUCGCAAUCUUGAACCACCAGUUAAGCUAGUUCCACCAAGCAUUCCCGAGGUCAAGCAACUGUCCGACCAGUCUGUGAUGCUGAAUUGGACUGUGCCAGAAAACAAAGGACCGGAAAUCGCCUUCUUUCGUGUUCAGUACAAGCGGCUUUUAUCCAAGUCAAAGGAUUCGAAGUUGAAAGACAAUGAUAAUCGAUGGAAGACUCCAGACAUUGAGAUCGAUUCUCACGUUCGGCAGUUUGAAGUGUCGGGACUGAAAUCACGUGGGACAUACAAAUUCCGCAUCGCAGCAGUGUAUUCUAAUAAUGAUAACGCCCACUCAGGUAACUCGGAGCGAUUUGAGAUGAAGAUGGGCCAACCCCCGCAGUCGAAACCACCCACCAACAAGCCCACUAUUGUUGAACUGACACCGCUCGAGUUCGAGGGCAAAUAUGGUCUGAAUGUUAUGUGGCAGUACCACGUAUCAGAAGACGCCCUUGCCUCGUCACCCAUCGAGGGUUUCUACAUCUACUACAAGCCGUACCACAGUAGCGAGCCCUUCCAAAAUGUGACCCUACUUGAGCCCAGCGUGCGGGCCCAUUUACUCCAGGACGUACUGCCGGGAACCGAAUACCUCAUUAAGAUGCAGUCUUUCAAUGCGGCAGGGAAUAGCUCCUUUAGUAAUCAGGCAGUUAUGAAAACAGAAGGCGAGAGCUCUGAGAAUCCUGAUAUCAUCAUCUUGCCCCCGCCCACGACCAUUUACCCGCCCGACGACGAGGACAAUGAUGAUGGAGAAUCAAACGAGAAUGAGGGUCGUCAGACACGUCAGCCAAGCAGCGAGAUGUUGUACAUGAUACUCGGAAUUGUUCUUGGCGUGAUGAUGUUGCUGGUGAUUGUGUUCAUGUUCAUGUGUUGGUGGAAACAGCGACAGCAGCGAAAACAGCAGCGAAGGAUGAUGGAUGCCAUACAAAAUGACCCUAGAGCCAAGUACACCGAUGCUGCUCAGCGGAUUUACUCAGAUAGCUUACGGAAAAAAGUGGUGAACGGUGGAAUUGCGGGAAUGAAUGGAAUAAACGGGACAGUAGUGAACGGCCAUGUUCCGGGAAACUACCAUAAAAUGAACAUUAACGUGAACCCUAUGUCGGAGUUGGACACACUGCACUCUUCCGAUGGAUCAUCUCAUUAUCCUCCUGUCACCUUUCAUCCUAACGGAACUUUACCCUCUCACCAUAGGACUAGUGACAAUAACUGCAAUAAUAUUAACCAAUCAAAAAGCCUACAGAAUUCUCUGCAGAAAAUAAACCACCAAAGCAGUAGUGUGCCCUGUACGGGGUAUUGUGAAACUAUGGGGGGUGGGGAAUCGAUGGCUAACCCCCCAAACUCUUUGUGUCAUAAUGUGCCAAUGAGGAAUAAUAGCGGUGAAGCGCAUGAUGGACGCUCUUUAUCCAGUGCAAGGUCAUGUGACCAUAAUAGAUCAUGUGACCAGAGGUCAUGUGACCGGUCAUGUGACACUGGGGACAGUUCUUACGAUGAUACGGGUGGUGUACAUAGCAGUCGUCAUAGGAAACGGAGACGGAGAGCGCAAAGUCGAGAGCAGUCAACUAAAGAUCAAGCAACGAAUACAGACCUGAGCAGUAAUGAUGGGACGAUGGAUCUUGCAGAGUAUAACAAAGCGAUAUCCUCAUCACAGGAGUCUGGCCAGAUGGUGGAACGGCAGUCGCCUCCCUUGCGUACGGACUUUGAUGCCCAUGUGCCAUGUUCCAACGCUGUAUGACACAGGCCCUACACAGCUUGAUCGUUCGGGGGGUGAAAGGGAACACGUUCUAAGUGACUUUAAGAAUAUGAGGAGGUAGAACCUCGUUGCUUUCACGCCUUGGGUUGUUCUUUGAACUGUGCUUUCUCAUAGUGCUGUGCUGCGGUCUAGGAUUUGAAAAAGAGAAAUAGAUCGUGCAGCUACGUAGCCUUGUUUUAUGUAGCGCUGUAUAAUAUCUGCAAAACUUUGAGGAACACAGUUUUUUUCAUUUCCUAAAACUGCGUGUCAUAUUGUUAUACAGACGUUUUGAGAAGUAGUUAUCUGAAUCUGCAAUAUUUUUAUUAUAUUAUGAGAUUUUAACGAGAAUUAACAAUUAAAGUCAAGUUUGUGCCUUAGAGAGUAACAAUGGGACGGCAAAACCUUCAUUUUGCGGUCCGGAGUGCAUUUAGUUGUUAGCUGUACGCAAUAAUCCUCAGGAAAUGGAAGAGGCAAGUUACAAUGCAUCUGGCUGGCGACACGCCGUAUUCCCAAAGGAAGCUUGAAGGAAGCAGAUGAUUACAGAUUAGCGCUGUAGUGAACGACUGCUAUAGUUUUCAACUGGUGCUUUUGGUUGUGAUAUAAUAUGUUGAUACCAAAUAGAACAUUGACACAAAUAAGACUCAGAAUUGCAAGAUUAGGAUAAAACAUUUAUUGUUGACUUUUUGAGCAAUUUUUCGAAAACUUUCUUACAAUAUAAAAAAGGUGUAAUUUUGUAAGAAAUAAUAGAUAAACUUAAGAAGCAUAUAUUUUGAUUUACAAUAAAUUUUGUUUUUAUAAGACUUCAUUAUUACGGUAGCAAAAGUCAUUUAGAUAAAAACAAUAUUUGUCUUGUAAAAUUGAUUUAUUUUUAUUUCUUGGCAUAUUAUAACAGAAAUAACUUGUGAGAAAUCCUAGAUUUUUACCGUAUAAUUAUCAAUAGUGAGCAUGCUUAUAAUAAAGUAUUUAUAUUAUUUUUUAAAGUGAUUUAAAGUUGCAUAAAAAUCAUCUCAUAUCAAUUCAAUUCCUGGAUCUAUUUCACUAAACCAAUAAUUACCCUUUCUAAAACUUCAUAAUUAAAGUGGACGAAAUUAACACAAGCCCGCAAGCCCUGCACUGGUUAAAUACCUUCUGGGCUUGCUAAAAUUCUGAAUUUUAUAUAGCAGGGCUUAUUCAAAAGUUUGAUGCCAAGCAAUAGUAUAAGAAUUCGCGCUUGUUCAUCGAAAAGUCUUAUUUCGAUUACUAUAAUUACAUAUUCAUACUUUGUGGUCAAAAUUAGCUCGAGUCCGCAAGGCCCACAAUGGUGAAAUAAUUUUCGGACCUUUUUAAAUUCAAGAUUUUACAUCGCAGGGUUUGUUGUAAAAUGUUGGUACAGAGCACUUGUGAACAAAUUCCGACUUAUUUAUUCAAAAGUCUCAUUUUAAUGACUGUUUCUGUUUUUCAAAAGUAUUACCUUUUAAAGCAUUUUUGAAACCUGUCUAAAUACUAUGAGUAUGAUUAUCAUGUUGGAUAAGCCUUCUUAAUGAGCACAGUAUGUUUCUGAUAUAAGUCAUAGGUAUUCAUACUUUUUAUGGGUUUACUAAAAAGACUUCAAGCAUCGUUCUGUAUUAUUUUGACUCUUACACAGUAAUGAAGUCUUUUUAGUAAGCCACUGUUUUGCAUGGUAAAAGACUGGUUUUGGAUUUCACUACAUGACAAAAAUAUGUAACAUCAAAUAGUAGUUUUUGUCAAUGGCAAAUAAUGACAACUUUUUUAAGUGGAUUUUGUUGAAAUUUUAUGUAUAUUUCUGAAUUUGGUACUAUUGUGUCUGCAAUAAAAAUUAUUAUUAAAUCUGAUGAAAUUACUCAGCAUGAUUAUGUAUUAAUUAAAAAAAAUGUCAUGUAUUUUAAUCCACAGCCUUUUUCUACCAUGUGUUAACAUCUAUUGAUUGUCAAUUGGGCUUAUCAGCAUGUGAAGUAAAAGCACUGAUAAGCCCAUCUGGCAAUGAAUGGGUGUUAUAAUCUCAUGAUUAAUGAUAAAGGGUAAAGCUGUAUUGAACAGCAUGGGUAUAACUCAUUGUAAUAUUCAUUUGUUUCGAUAACGAGAAUAAUUUUCAGUUAUUUGUUAUUAAAUUAUAUAUUGUUGUAUUCGUUCAUGAGAUUGAUCAUGAAAAACAAUAUCUACCAAACUAUUCUAUAAUAUGCUGUGGAAAUUUGAUAGAUAUUGUUUUACAUUGUUGAUAGUUUUGUAUUAAUCUGUGUUGUGAAUCUUUCACUUAAUAUAUGAUAUUAUUAUCAGAAAAAAGGCAAAUUUCGUCAGCCUUAAAAGAAAUGGUUAAAGUUAAGAUUUACAAAACAGAUUUAUAACUACAAAAUCAGGCAGGCUUGGUUAAAGUUUUAUAAACUAGUAGCAAUCUUUUAUUUAAAGAACAUUUUUUAUGAACUUGUAUUCUAAAUUUCUUUUCUUUUGAUUAAGUAAAACAAAACAAAAAGAUAAAAAAUAAUCUACUUGUUCUUGUAUAUACAUUUUCAUACAUUCUUUGAUUAUUUCAGAAAAUUUAAUUGAACACCUAAAUAUCCUGUAUGUGCAUUUGAAUUGUAAUUCAAUAAUGUCGUAAAACUUGACAAGUUUCAAAAUGUGCACAAAAUAGAUACUUUUAUGGCAGCUAAUGGUUGUAUGUAACCUUUACUAUAUAGUAGGUCUGAUAAGCCUAAGCCUGAUAUUUCGUAGUGUUCAUUUUGUACAUUGUAUAAACCUGAUAUACAGUAUUAUAUGUCCGAGUUUAUUAUCUUUGUUACCAUGGUAACCAUUUCGCUUAAAUAGCAUGAAAACAACAUAAAUAUAGGAGUUUUAACUUUAAUCCAAAUGGUUUCUAUGGUAACUCCUGUUAAAAACUCAUUUGUAAUAAGGUUCCAUGUAAAUGUAUGUGUAGUUAUAAACUUUUGUGUGACAUUGACUUUCAUGUUUAAAAUACUGAAAAUGUGAUAUUUUUUAGAUUAGCUGAUUGUGUGAAAUUGUGUGAAAAUAUCUUCUUGACCUGCCAUGAUAAUUACUAUCAUAAGUCAUUUCAGCAUGACAUGCUUUCAAUCUUUGUUUAAACAAAACUUUGAUUUGUUUUUAUUACACAUUAUUAAUCAUCACUGAAAAAUAAAUAUUUCUUUCAAGUCCAUAACUUUUACAAAAAACUGACCUUGAUCUUUCAACCUGGCCUUGACCUUUUUGGAGUUUUUUUUCCUUCUGAUAUCCUGAGAAUUGUUUUGCUUCAAAUUUGGUUGAUUCUUAGGCAUUCAGAAUAAAUUUGACUGAUAUUUCUUUAAGUGAUUAAUUGUUUCAUGUAAAUGAGGUUAAUUUUUACUUGUUCUAAAACAUCAAGUCUAUUGCUGGCCAGUAUACAGUAUAAAAAGUACAUGACUGUGUGUACAUGUAUCUGUGUAUUUGUUGUUGUUAUUUUCAGUUAAAGAAACAUUUUCUGCUGCAUAAUAGAUAAAGUGCAUAGUAUCACACAUGUACCUCUUGAUGUUAUAUUGACCUUAAGUAUAAUUAAAAAUAUGAAAUGAUGUUUAUGUUCAUUUUAGCAAAUUCUUAUGAAAAAAAAGAAAUAAUAUGAAGGUGAAUUUUGAAAACUAAAUGUGAUAUUUCAUUGUGUGUUUGACAGAUUGUAUACUUGAUGGACUAUAUGUGUAGUAAAAUUGUUGUCAGUCAUUGAAGAUCUUAAUGUAUAUAAAGUAAUUUAUAAUAAAUGAUGAAAUAAAACAUGACCAAAACAUUUA
Molecule: messenger RNA, 7415 nt
Organism: Mya arenaria
Lineage: Eukaryota; Metazoa; Mollusca; Bivalvia; Myida; Myidae
Product: cell adhesion molecule-related/down-regulated by oncogenes-like
Exons: 17
Coding region: 526-3672 (1048 amino acids)
Biological process (GO): cell-cell adhesion; axon guidance; nervous system development
Cellular component (GO): axon; plasma membrane
Molecular function (GO): protein binding
Source: RefSeq, a predicted model, not a curated record